Durio zibethinus is the source of this 1083-nucleotide messenger RNA. RefSeq lists its product as uncharacterized. Lineage: Eukaryota; Viridiplantae; Streptophyta; Magnoliopsida; Malvales; Malvaceae. The record is from RefSeq and is a predicted model, not a curated record.
UCCCUCCCUAUCCCCCUAACCCUCUUUUUCUCUCAAACUCUUUCUAUUUUUGUGUGGUGUUGGGGGACCAUGGAAGCACCGGAGGAAGUCGCAAUGGGGUCUAAAGAUCAUAGCAAUAUCGUUAAAGGGAAGCGAACCAAGCGUUUGAGGCCUCAAUCACCAAUCCCUUUUGCCAUAACUUCCAAUAAUUUGAUAUGCAAUGGAGAAGGAGGUGAAUUUGAAGGUUCUCCAAAUGUAGAGAACAAGAAUAUUUAUACUCAAUAUUUGUUGCCUUCUUCUUCAUCUUCUUCUGAAUACCAAGAUAGCACCGAGGAAGAAGAAGACAUGGCUAAUUGCUUGAUCCUCCUCGCGCAAGGCCAAUCAAGAGAAUCCACGAAAUCACAAUCUGAUGAUCACCAUCACGAUACGGGAAUUUACAACAAAUUCACCAGUAGAAAGUUCAUGGAAGCAGCUUCAAACGGGACAGGCAAGGCCGGAUACUAUGUCUACGAGUGCAAAACUUGUAACAGAACGUUCCCUUCAUUCCAAGCCCUUGGUGGUCAUAGAGCUAGUCAUAAGAAGCUUAAGGCAGCGUCCGCAGCGGCCAUGGUUGAUGAGAAAAUAAGGCGAUUCACAGCAGCAGCAGCAUCGGAUGAAGAAGAAGGACAAUUCAUCAAGACUAAUAACCUUUCUUCUCUUUCUCUUCAAUUGAGUAAUAAUAAUAAUACCAAUAGAGGUUUGUAUAGCAAUAACAACAAGGCUAAGGUUCAUGAAUGUUCCAUUUGUGGGGCGGAGUUUACCUCUGGACAAGCCUUAGGAGGGCAUAUGAGAAGGCAUAGAGGGCCAAUAGGUAGCAAUAGUACUACUACUGCUAGCACAGCCUUGUCAUUGACAGUACCGAUGGCAAUGGAAUCCAUGGAACCUAAGAAACCAAGAAAUGUUUUGUCUUUAGACUUGGAUCUCAAUCUUCCUGCCCCGGAAGAUGAUCACCGGGAAUCUAAAUUCUCCUUUGCUCCCACGCAACAGCAGCAGCAGCAGCAACAACAACAACAACAAUCACCUCUUGUCUUCUCCGCCCCCACUUUGGUGGAUUGUCAUUACUAA